AUGGGACACCGUCCUGCUCUCAUCAGCCUCUCGCCAGCCAUCUCCUUGAAUCCUAACACCGUGCCUUCAAUUAAGUUGCAGGGUUCUGAUGGAGAGAUAUUUGAAGUUGAUGUUGAAAUUGCGAAACAAUCUGUGACUAUUAAGACCAUGUUGGAAGAUUUGGGAAUGGAUGAUGAAGGAGAUGAUGAUGCAGUCCCCUUGCCAAAUGUUAAUGCAGCAAUAUUAAAAAAGGUCAUUCAGUGGUGCACCCACCACAAGGAUGAUCCUCCUCCUCCUGAGGAUGAUGAGAACAAAGAAAAGCGAACAGAUGACAUCCCUGUUUGGGAUCAAGAAUUCCUGAAAGUUGACCAAGGAGCACUUUUUGAGCUUAUACUGGCAGCAAACUACUUAGACAUCAAAGGUUUGCUUGAUGUUACCUGCAAGACUGUUGCCAAUAUGAUCAAGGGGAAAACUCCUGAGGAGAUUCGAAAGACAUUCAAUAUCAGAAAUGAUUUUACUGAAGAAGAGGAAGCCCAGGUACGCAAAGAGAACCAGUGGUGUGAGGAGAAGUGA
This is a messenger RNA of Eubalaena glacialis (North Atlantic right whale), 552 nucleotides long. Its product is annotated as S-phase kinase-associated protein 1-like. Lineage: Eukaryota; Metazoa; Chordata; Mammalia; Artiodactyla; Balaenidae. The coding region runs from base 1 to 552 and encodes 183 amino acids. The transcript has 2 exons. The record is from RefSeq and is a predicted model, not a curated record. Gene Ontology annotation, biological process: SCF-dependent proteasomal ubiquitin-dependent protein catabolic process. Gene Ontology annotation, molecular function: cullin family protein binding. Gene Ontology annotation, cellular component: cytoplasm; nucleus.